Cynoglossus semilaevis (tongue sole) is the source of this 2657-nucleotide messenger RNA. RefSeq names its product voltage-dependent L-type calcium channel subunit beta-3. Gene Ontology annotation, molecular function: protein binding; voltage-gated calcium channel activity. Gene Ontology annotation, biological process: calcium ion transmembrane transport. The coding region runs from base 934 to 2649 and encodes 571 amino acids. The record is from RefSeq and is a predicted model, not a curated record. Gene Ontology annotation, cellular component: voltage-gated calcium channel complex. NCBI's taxonomy places the organism in Eukaryota, Metazoa, Chordata, Actinopteri, Pleuronectiformes, Cynoglossidae. The transcript has 15 exons.
AGAAAAAAUAAACAUUUUUAGCCUGGAUAUAAAAAUGUUCACGUUAGCAGCUAGCUUCAGUUGCGGUAGCAGUCCGUGACACUAAAAAGUUCGCUUCACUUUGUUAACUUUUCGAACUCUGAGUUCCACUAACUGGCCUGAAUGUGUAGAUCUCAGAUCUCUUCUGUGUUUUUAUAUAUCAUUAAACUUUUCAUUUAAUUCAACCUGGACCUAAAUCGUGAAACGUAGGUAAACAUAGAGCACCGCUGGCACUGGCCCUGGGGAGGAGUGGGGGGCUGUUUUAGUGUAACACCUUAAGAUGUAAUCAAUGUCCACCCCUGGUGGCCAGAUGUGGCUAUAGCUGCAGCGGUGCCCUGAAAUCAUCUGUGGCUGGCACUGCAGCUCCCCUACCGAACAUAUUAAGAUUAUAAACAGUAUAAAGAUCAUAAAACAAUAUCAUUUGACAUUUUAAUCUAUAAAUUCUCCAUUUAAGUCAGAAAAUACACAUUCUGGUAAGAGAUACAUGCCGUUCCAGUGUAGCUAACGGCUGGGUUAUAUGAAGUAAAUACAUGUAUUGAGAUUUGUGGUUAAAGCCACACUGACACCCCCGGUACACACAGACUUAGUACAGACCUGUGCGGUUGCUCGAGUGAUGACGUUUCAGUCCUGGCUAACGCUCUAUUUCGGCUCCCGUGUUUUUUUCCCCCCUGUUCGGUUGACGUCUCAGACCUAAGACGUGAUUUUUUUUUCUUUUUCUGUUGCUCAUUUACACGGAACUAUGGUGUCUCAUUUCCGCGGAGGUGGAUUUUUGAACGCGGAUUCUGUGUGUUUUGGCUGUCGCCCGCGCCUUCUUCUCGUUUCUCCCUGACUGAAUGUAGAUGUGUUCGCUGCCCCUCGUUUGCUCCGGCGUAAACCCAUGUCCGUGUGCGUCCCUCUCUGCCGCGGUCUCGAUAGAUGGUGCAAGUCAAAAUGUCCAAGUCGCCCGUAGAGCCCCUGUCUGCCAUGGAAGCCGGUUCUCAGUCGCACUAUUUCCAGCUGCCCAGGAAGUUGCCUAAACGGAAAAGCCGCUUCAAACGCUCAGAUGGCAGCACGUCAUCGGACACAACGUCCAGUUUCAUCAAACGCCAGAACAGCUGUGACAAUUACACCAGUAGACCGUCGGAUUCAGACCUGUCAGCAGAGGAGGACCGCGAGGCGUAUCGGCGUGAAGCCGAGCGCCAGGCACAGCUGCAGCUCGACAGAGCUAAGUCCAAGCCUGUGGCGUUCGCAGUGAAGACCAACGUGAGUUACUGCGGAGCUCUGGACGAGGACUGUCCUGUCCAAGGAGCCGCCGUCAAUUUUGAUGCCAAAGACUUCCUACACAUCAAAGAAAAGUACAACAAUGACUGGUGGAUCGGUCGGCUCGUCAAAGAGGGAGCAGACAUCACCUUCAUCCCCAGCCCCCUGCGCCUGGAGGCCAUGAGGCUCAAACAGGAGCAGAAACAGAGGAAAACAGGAGGGAACUCCUCCAGUUUGGGGGACAUGGUGACAGGGGGUUGGAGGACCACACCACCAUCUGCAGGUGAAUCCAAACAGAAGCAGAAGCAGGAGCACGUCCCUCCCUAUGACGUGGUUCCCUCCAUGAGGCCGGUGGUCCUGGUUGGACCAUCACUGAAGGGUUAUGAGGUGACAGACAUGAUGCAGAAAGCCCUUUUCGACUUCCUCAAACACAGAUUUGAAGGAAGGAUCUCAAUCACCCGCGUUACUGCCGACCUGUCGUUAGCCAAGAGAUCUGUCCUCAACAAGAGACCCAUAAUGGAGAGAUCCAACACCCGCUCCAGCCUCGCCGAGGUCCAGAGUGAGAUCGAGAGGAUAUUUGAGCUCGCCAAAACGCUGCAGCUGGUGGUUCUGGACGCCGACACCAUCAACCAUCCCGCACAGCUCGCCAAAACCUCCCUCGCACCCAUCAUCGUCUACGUUAAAGUUACCUCCCCUAAGGUGCUCCAGAGGUUGGUCAAGUCCAGGGGCAAGUCUCAGAGCAAACACCUAAACGUCCAGCUGAUGGCAGCAGACAAACUCUCUCAGUGUCCCCCGGACAUGUUCGAUGUCAUUUUGGACGAGAACCAGCUGGAGGACGCCUGCGAGCACUUGGCUGAAUACCUGGAGAUCUACUGGCGUGCCACCCACCUCCCAGGGAACACCCCUCUCAACCCCUUACUGGAGCAGAGUCUGAUGACCCCGCCCUCCGCCAUCUCCAGCCUACAGAACAAGAACCAGCCGCAGCCUCGUGAGGCGGUGGGCCUGGAGGGUGAUGAGGAGGAAGACGUGGGCGAGGAGGCCCACUCCCCCGUGGAGCAGGACAGUCUUAUGCCAUCGGACGAGGCCAGUGAUUCCUUGUCUCGCGAUCGCAGGGGGAGCCCGUGCCACAGGGGGGGUCAGGAGGAAGAGGAGGAGGAGGAGGAGGAGGAGGGAGAAGAGGAGGAAGAGGAAGAGGAGAUUGAGUACGCCUCCUCCUGCCACGCUCGAACAUACAGGGACAUGUACCCGCCUCACCGUGGGCACAGCGGCGGUGCUCACAGUGCCAACGGGCACGAGUCGCAGGACAGGCUGCUCCAACGCCAGGCUCAGCAAGGUCACAACCAGAGGAACAACCGGCAGCGUAGCCGUCCCUGGCCCAGAGACACCUACUGAGAACCACC